This is a messenger RNA of Closterium sp. NIES-67, 1779 nucleotides long. NCBI's taxonomy places the organism in Eukaryota, Viridiplantae, Streptophyta, Zygnematophyceae, Desmidiales, Closteriaceae. The record is from the annotation of a GenBank genome assembly.
CCCAGCCAGUUUAGUUGGUUUGUCCUCUUGUCUUCCUCCCGUUUCUUCUUGAAGUUAGUCCUCGCUCUUCAGCCCAGAUCUAGCUCGUUCCUUCGCCACGCGCAAUGGCCACAACUUUUUUAGACUCGGUGGUCAGGUCAGGGGCUUAUGGAGCCUCAGUCGUCAAGUCGCAGCUUUCAGAAGGCGCAAUGGUUACGGGUCGCGCAGAAGCGGCUCCGCGGGUGAUGUUCACCAAGGACGCGAGCAGCACUCCCGCGUUCGCCGCUCUCGACAUCGACUCGCAGUCCCUCACCGACAAGCCACGUGUCCUCCAUGUGUUCGCCACGAUCCUCAACCGCAUCGUCGCCAGCAACGAGGCCAUCUCCUGCGCGAACACCGCCGCUGACAGCACCGCCGCGAACUGCGACGGGAUCGUCUGCGAGAGCCAGGCGUCGCAGCUGACCGUGUUCGACGGUCUGCGGGCUCCCGGGAUCAGCAUUGAUAAGUACUUUGAUCGGAUCGUUAAGUACGCCCGCUGCAGCCCGUCCUGCUACGUGAUGGCCUACAUUUACAUCGAUCGGAUCAUGCAGCGGAAAGACGCCAUGCUUAUAACGACGCUCAACGUGCAUCGGCUCCUUAUAACGGGUGUGCUUGUAGCGGCCAAGUUUCUGGACGACGCAUACUACAAUAACGCGUACUAUGCGAAAGUCGGGGGGAUCUCCAUAGAGGAGAUGAACCGUCUGGAGCUGGAGUUUCUGUUCCGGCUCAACUUCCGACUGAAUGUAACUGAAUCGGAGUUCUCCUCGUACUGUAACGUGCUGCACGAGCAGCUGCUUGCGGAGGUAAGUGUUUCAGGGGAAGAUGAAACCUCCUCCUCGCGGUCGUACGGUUUCUUCUUGCCUCAGCUCCUGGCGAGUACGCUUUCAAGUAGCGGCCGGUGGAGCAGCAGUACGAGUAGCAGCACUUGUAACAGUAACAACGGCGAUGCAGGCGAUAGCGGCAGCGAGAUCGCCAGAGGCGACAGCAGUCGCAGCAACAGUACGGACGGCGACUCCAACUGUAGCUUCGAUAGCAGCAGCAGCGAUAGAAGCAGCACCGGCAUUGGCGCCAGCAGCACUAGCACCUCGCCUUCUUCGUCGUCAAUCUCCCCCAGUAUCGCCUGCCCAACUACCCGGCAAGAUCGCGCGCCGACUCAUCAGCGGAGGACGUCUUUAACCGCCUCCGCGCUGUCCGCCGCGUCGAGCAUCCUCUCGUUCUUCUCCCCGCGGAAGCCCGCUUCUUCCGCCGCCUCUUCCGCUACCACUCCCGCCCUUUCCGCCCGGCCUGGCAGCGCCCCUGCUUCUGUAACAAGCUCCCGUCUGGUAACCAGCUCGCAUGCUGUAACCGUGGAGCCGGCAGAUUCACGUCCACAGAACGAGGCAGGUGUUAGUGUGGACAGCUGCGAAGGCUCGGAUUCAGAAACCGCCGGUUCGGGGGGCGAAUGGCUGAGGUUCGGAGGUUUGCAGGCGAGUUCACAGCAAACGGAGGCUCGGGAGUCGAACUACCAGUGGUGGUUCGGGAGGGAGCCAGGGAGCAGCGGUGUGGAGUCGGUGCCUCGGGUGGUGCUUGUCAGCAACUAGAACAGCUAGUUUUGCGUUGCUUUGUCUGCUUUUGUAGAACCUCUCGCCCUAUACACCUCCCGCUCUCUUGUAGUUGGGGAGGGGGAAAUGUAUCGGGCUAGAGAUGCAUGUUCUGGUUUGUUCUUUCCAUAUUAUUUCCACUUCUAAAGGUUGUCCUUUGGCACGAGAAAUUGAAAACUAU